Molecule: messenger RNA, 3655 nt
Organism: Conger conger (European conger)
Lineage: Eukaryota; Metazoa; Chordata; Actinopteri; Anguilliformes; Congridae
Gene: gpkow
Product: G patch domain and KOW motifs
Exons: 11
Coding region: 15-1574 (519 amino acids)
Biological process (GO): mRNA splicing, via spliceosome
Cellular component (GO): spliceosomal complex
Molecular function (GO): nucleic acid binding
Source: RefSeq, a predicted model, not a curated record
AACACUUUUGAAAUAUGGCGUCGGAACCCGACAAUAGUGAAGAAAAUCCCACGAAAUUCAACGUUUCUAAAGAUGAAGAGGAUAAAAAAGUCGGACCGAUUUCAUUUGGCUUCAGUAAAACAUUAAACAAAUUAAAAACGUCAAGCCAUAACCGUGACGAGGCUGGUAGAGCAGAAGAACGAGAUUACUUGACCGGCGUUGAAGGGAAGGAAUUGAAAAGUACCAAGCCCGUGGAGAAGGCUAAAGAGCUGGUAAUCCCUCUAAUCAAUAAGAACCGCUGGUACAGGCCGGAAGGGUCCAGAAAGGGCACUGGGGAGGAUGGCGACCUUCGACCCCCUCAGGAACAGGAUUCCGUGGAGUCUCAGGCCGUCAAGGAGCUCAUUGAAGAGUCCCUGAGGCGGCAGGAGCAGUGGGACAGGGGGGAGCAGGCGGACCCCAACCUCUCCAUCCCCCUGCUGAUGCAGAACCAGGCCCCUGACGGCUUGGAGGACGGAGACCAGGUCAAGGUCGACCUCCGGCCUGAGUCGUCCACAGCAGCGGACUAUGACAGUGUUCCCGUGGAGGCCUAUGGGAUGGCCAUGCUGAAGGGGAUGGGCUGGAAGGAAGGAGAGGGCAUUGGGAGGACCUUCAAACAGGAUGUGAAGCCGAUCGAGCACCAGCUGCGUCCGAAGGGUUUGGGCCUGGGUGCAGAUCGCUCCGCCCUGAAGGACCUGGAGCCCGCCGGGCCCCGCCGGCCCCCUAAACCAGGCCAGGAGAAGGACAAGGACGAGGAGGCCUUGGUGCUUGGGCCCGGGGGCUGUGUCCUGGUCCAGUCCGGGGCCCACAAGGACCUCUACGGGAAGAUCGAAGGGUUGGAUCCAGACAACGCCCGACUCAUGGUGAAGCUCGCCAUUGGUGGGAAGACUGUGACAGUCAGCCAGUAUGCUGUGCAAUUGGUUGCUCGUAAAGACUAUGACAAGAACAGCAAGGACCUCAGUCGUCUCGGCAAAGCCCACAAGGAGAAGGAGAAGGAGAAAGAGAAGAAGGAUAGAGAGAGGGAGAAGGAGAGAGAGGAGCAGAGGAGUAACGGCCAGGAGGAGAGGAGGAAGGAGAAGCACUCGGACAGAGAGAGGGACGGAGGGAGGGAUCAUCUAAAGAGGAAGCACCAGGAAUGGAGUGGUGAGAGGGAAAAGCCCCUCCCCGUGAAGGAGCCCCGCCUUCCCCCGCCCACCCCAUCCUGGCUACAGAGAGACCUCCGAGUGCGCUUCAUCGACAAGGCCUUCAAGGGGGGAAAGUACUACAACUCCAAGAUGAGAAUAGAGGAUGUUCUGAGUCCAGAUACCUGUGUGUGUCGCACUGAGGAGGGCAGGCUGCUCGAUGAUGUGAAGCAGAGGAUGCUGGAGACUGUAGUUCCCAGGAAGGACUCGGACUUCAUCAUGGUGGUGCAGGGGAAACACCGAGGGCAGGUGGGGCGGAUCCUGCAGAGGGACCGGGAGAAGGCCCAGGCCAUGGUGCAGCUGGAGAGGGAUGAGGAGAGGGUCCACACCCUGGACUACGACUCGGUCUGCCACUACCUGGGCGCCGUCGACAAUUGAGGCCCUGUCCGCCACCAGCACUCACCCUGCCCCUCCUCCUUCCACCUGUCCAUCCCUGGAACGAGGGUGUUUGGGGAUGGGACAGACAGACAAACAGUGACACUUUCUUCAUCCUUGCAUACUUCCCUACACUCAUCCAGUCAGUGCGGUCCUCAGCGUGUCUGUUAGCUCCCCCAGGUAACACCACUCCAGUGCUCUGUUAGCUCCCCCCCCAACAGAGUGUAAAAACAGUCACAGUAAAAGCGUGCUAAAUUGGACAGGGAGGUCUUUUGAGGUGAACUGGCUGGAUUUGAGAUGAGGAUUCUAAAGGUGGGAGACAUUUGAUGCCUUUUCUUUCACAGACAUGGGGAGCAUUGGUUAUUUUGGUGAGGCUGCCAUCCGUGACGAAACCAGGUUAACCAUCCGGUAAUGCUAAUGGGCCACAUGCAAUGUGCCACACUUUUGUUACAGUUUGUGAAUGCCAUGAAAGUAGGAACUUUGAUUUUUCAUUUCCAUUUCAACAAAUGCAGUUUUUAUUAAUGUGUUGUGCUGUUCAUUAUUGUAUAGUUAUUACAUCAUGAGAGAAGUCUAUUUCAUUUUUGGUUCAGUAUGAUUUUCCUCUUCAGUGAAAAGCUAAACAUUCUGGUUACUGCUGAAUAAAGCAGAUGCUUAUUUAUCGGCCUCUAGUGGCUGGAGGGCUGAAUUACAGGGAUUGAAUUUGGGGAGGGAAUUUGCAACGGAAGGUGGUAGCUGUGCUCAGUAUUAGGGGUUUGUUAAAGCUGAGCCCUGCUCAGAAUGAGACUGAGCGUGUGAAGGAGGAGCCGUGGUUGUUUGGUGUUGUCGAUCAUGGUAAGGGGAGGUGGUGCUGCCAUUGGGUGGGUCUAAACGGCGUUGUGUGUCUUGAGAAACCUUAUGUCAUUGAGUCAGCUAUGUUGCAUACCGUUUCUGCAGAUCCAUGGUGUGAGCUCGCUUACCCCAGUCAACGGAGGACAUGAGUACAGGGUGUACGGGUGGGGUGUUGGUAUUGGUUGAGCGGGCAUCGGUUAGCGCUGGUAUUGGUUGAGCUGGGUAUCAGUUGAUGCUGGUAUUGGUUGAGCGGGCAUCGGUUAGCGCUGGUAUUGGUUGAGCUGGGUAUCAGUUGAUGCUGGUAUUGGUUGAGGUAGGUAUCAGUUGACGCAGGUAUUAGUUGAGUGGGUUAUAGGUUGGCUCUGGUAUUGGUUGGUGCUGGUAUCGGUUGAGCAGGGUAUCGGUUGGCGCUAGUUUUUAAUGAGUAGGGCAGUAUUCGUUUGGGUGUGGCUUUGAUGCAUGACUCCAUGAGCUGGUCUCCAUGGCGAGCUAUCUGACCAGACCUACCAUCCCCAAGAAGCACUCAUCAAACUGAUAGACUGCAACUAAUACACACACACACACACACACACACACACACACACACGGUAUGUGUUCAGAAACCUUAUUGUUUCCUCGUAGCCUCUUAUUUUUGUAUUGUUUUUGUAAUUCCAGGAGACCUGAUGUACUGUAAGAUUCAGUAUUGAUGUUAUUUAAUUUUUUUUGCAAUAAAAUUGUUCAAAGAAGAAACUUUGUCCCUGAUAUGCUUUUAAGUGAAAGGGGUCAGGGUUGGAGAGAAGAGGGUGGCCACAUAGAAGUGACCACUAUCCUGCAACCCUGACAUGGAGAAUACAGUCUUGCAAGUAUUGGGUUAGUAACCUGGCAUAAAAGCCAACGUCCAGUGGAAGCAGUUCACACACGUUCCAUGAGCCGGAUGUUUGUUAGAACUGACACUUUUUAAAACUGUUUAAUUCAAUAGUUUUAACUUCCACUGGCCGUGGGACGGACAGUUGCAGUGCAGCCGUUACCUUUUUGUCUAUUUUUGCCAGUCAUUUGCGUGGAAUAUGCAUUUCUCACUUGUAAAUGUUAUAUAAAAAUGCAGUAUUUAUCUACAUUAAAUCUAAACAUUUUAGUUAUUAUGCCUAAAUAUAGUUGGUAAUGUAAAUCCGGUAUGUGUUCACAAUACAAUGAAUAUGAAAUGUAUAUGCUGUGUAUAUACUGUAGAUAUUGGUGACCAUGCAAAUUUAUUAAAAAUAAAGAGCUAUAUAUACAUGAAA